AUGGUGGCCUCUGAGAGUGCCCGGCCAGUGCUGCAAAUCACUACGACAACAUCCGAAGGCCUGAGCUUGCCAAGACAGCAGACACUGGCAGACAUGAUCUCAGAGGAGGAGGAUGGGUGCGAGAGGUUCCAUAUGACGAGCGAUCAGCUGCCGUCAGGUGACGAAUCGCUUCAGCAGCUCAUGCCGGCGCCUCCCGAGUUGCCUCCCGAAAUGGGCCCGGCGCAGCACUAUGAGCUGCUGUACCAAGUUUGGCAAGAACAGCAAGGGCUUCGCUCCUUUUUGGAAGAGAGGCUAGAAGCAAUCAGGCGAGAAAUCAGCGACCUGUCAAAGCGAGACGUAUGCGCCGGCAAGCUGAAGGUCGAAAAGCGGCCUUCUGAAGGAGUCGGUGCAGGUUUGGAAGGUCUGGAGCGUGAGCUGGGGGAAAGGGCCAGGAAGCAUGGGCUGUCUCAGCGGAGAGGAAGCAGCGCCAGCAGAGUCAGCCGCCACAGUUCUGACAGUGAGCAAGAAGAACAACGCCAGCCAUUGGCAAUUCGCGAGCUAGAAGUUCAUGAGCCGAGCCUGACGUCCGUUUUGCCACACAUGCCAGAGCCCCCGCGAACCAUCUCUUUCGUGGAAGUUGCGCCCAUGCCUGAAGGCCCUGUGGCGUGCAAGAAGAGCAGCCUGAAGGAUGGGUCGCCGAUGUCCAUGUAUGGUGGCACGGCAUCUCCCCGGAGGGCUGAGGUGGCUGAGGCAGAGUCAAACAACGGAAGUAGCGGCGGCCUGCGGGCUAUCUCUGGCAAGGACUCCCCUGCCGGCUCCGAGAAGUUGCAGGUGAAAAUGGCCGUUCGCCGACAACAUUCAUUGGCCGCACUUCGACCACGAGCUUCGCCCAAAGGCAAAGGUGAGACCUCGCUGUCAGCACUGUUUCAGCGUCGUGAGUCCCAGUGCCUCCAGGAGAGCUUGGCGGGGACCAUUGUCUCCGCCGCUGCCCACGCCCAGGAGGACAUGGAUCUGAACAGCUCCCCAACCGCGGUGUCGGAGGCCUCGCCUUGCAAUCCGAGAAAGUGGUGGCUUGCGAGCAUCUGGGUCAGGAUCUUUGAGAUCAGUGCCCAGGUCUGCGGACUGACUCCCUGGGCUCGCGGGCAGUUUGCAGAUGUUCAAGACGACGGGUUGGACGACGACCGAGACGACACAGCGGCCCGCUGGUGGCGGCCGGCCAGAAUUCUAUCCAGGAUGUACCAUGGUCUCGUUAUGCUCCUGAACACCGUGUUCCUCUUCAUGUCGCUGAAGAACUUGGUUUGCAGCAAGGGCCAGGAAUUCUGUGCCCAUGGCCUGAGUUUGGUGACAGAUGUGGUCGUGGCUCUUGGCGCGCUGUUUGCAGUUUGGACGUGCGGUGGGCUCUGGCACUACGAAGACACGGCAGAGAUUCAGGUGCAGACCACUGACCAUCUGGCAGAGUAUGUCAGAGAGAGCAAUCUCGAUCAUCAAUGGCACAUGGACAAAGGUGGGGCGGCCAUGGCCAUUGCAGUGGUGUGGCUUGCUGCUGUGUGCUCUCGCGGCUCAUUUAUGGUGAUAGAGUCCACUGACGCCGACGACGACGUGAUAAAUGCGGUUACGAUCGCGAGCAUGUUGCUCUACAGCCUCGCUGCAGCUUGCCUCCUCAACGCAUGCUACCUCCAAAUGUCGAUGUGGCGUGGCCUCUCCUUGAGCGUGGUGGCCUUCGCACGCUCCGUCCUGAAAGGUGAGAUCACUUGCCAAGCUGCACGCGCGAAGUGGCGCGAGGUCAUCAGCUGCAUGCGCCACAUGUCACGGAUGUUCCAGCUGACAGCGGCAGCUCUGGCUUUGACAACGGUCUUUGUCUUCUUUGGCACCCUAGCCGACGUCCAGCAGGAUCGCAAAUAUGCGCUCCUUCCCAACCUUCUCAUUGCGCUCAGCUUGCCAGGCUCUCUUGUUGUCGCGGCCACUGCAACUGCCCACUGUACACGCCUUCCCUCCCUAGUCAGCAUGUUGAAUGGAAGCGAGGCGGAGGAAGCCGAGUACAUGGGCCUGGCAAUGUUCUUAACGAUCAGCGAGUCAGGCUUCUUCAUGUGGGACACUCGAGUGACGCUCGGGGUCGUGCAGCGCUUCCUCUAUUUCACUUUGGCGAUCGUUGGCACCAUCGGCUUUCAAACCAAGGUUCUCACCUUAGAGAGCUUUGGCUGA
Molecule: messenger RNA, 2181 nt
Organism: Symbiodinium natans
Lineage: Eukaryota; Dinophyceae; Suessiales; Symbiodiniaceae
Source: the annotation of a GenBank genome assembly